AUGUCGAUGAGAGCACCCAAGAUCGCUUGGGGCGGCCUGCCUAUCCGAGUUGGUGUGAUCGGUGGUUCAGGUCUCUACAAACUUGAUGGCAUCGAGAUCAUUGAUGUUGUGAAUCCUGAAACGCCAUGGGGCUACCCAUCGUGCCCUAUUUCCAUUGGUCGCACAGCCACUGGCACUCUCGUUGCCUUUCUCGCACGACACGGAACGCUGCACUCCAUCUCGCCUUCGCACGUCCCGUCAACAGCUAACAUUGCCGCUCUGAAACACCUCGGUGUUCGUGCCAUUCUUGCCUUCUCAGCUGUUGGCUCGCUUCGUGAGGAAAUUGCUCCCAAGGACUUUGUGAUUCCCUCGCAAAUUAUUGACCGCACCAAAGGUAUUCGUCGCUCUUCUUACUUCGGUGAGGGAAAGGAACACAGUGUCAUUGCACACGCACCAUUCGGUGACCCGUUUGACAGGAACCUUUCUCCAAUUGUUGAAAACAUUGUGCGCGAUACACUCAAGAACCACUCGCCCGACGUCAAAGUGCACAGCAAUAAGACGGUCGUUUGUAUGGAGGGCCCCGCGUUUUCAACGCGUGCUGAAUCCAACAUGUACCGUCAAUGGGGGGGUGACAUCAUCAACAUGUCUGCUCUCCCUGAAGCAAAGCUCGCUCGCGAAGCUGAGCUUAGCUAUGUACUCAUCGCUACGGCUACAGACUAUGACGCGUGGCGCGAGAGUUCCGAGACUGUUGACGUCGCUGAGGUUAUCAAGAGUCUUCACGCGAAUGCACAAGCUUCCCAAGUCGUCACAAUGGCGCUUAUCGACGAGGUUAGUUCUCUGGUGGGCAACGAUGAUUCGCAUUUCUUCACCAAAAUGCAUGGAAGCAUGAAGUCUAACAUCAUGACCAAUCCUGAUCAUCUGUCGACGGAAGUUAAGCAGCGCCUGCGUUACAUUCUGCCAUGGUAUCCUCAGUAA
Malassezia restricta is the source of this 954-nucleotide messenger RNA. RefSeq names its product 5'-methylthioadenosine phosphorylase. The record is from RefSeq and is a predicted model, not a curated record. Gene Ontology annotation, molecular function: S-methyl-5-thioadenosine phosphorylase activity. NCBI's taxonomy places the organism in Eukaryota, Fungi, Basidiomycota, Malasseziomycetes, Malasseziales, Malasseziaceae. The coding region runs from base 1 to 954 and encodes 317 amino acids. The transcript is spliced from 2 exons. Gene Ontology annotation, cellular component: cytosol. Gene Ontology annotation, biological process: nucleoside metabolic process.